GAACAUCAUGACAACAGAGAAGAGUUUAGUGGUUGAAGCUGAGAAUUCUCAGCACCAACAACAGAAGGAAGAAGGUGAGGGAGCCACAAACUCAGGCCAACAAGAAACUCAGCUAGAAGAGGCUUCCCAACUGGCAGCUGAGGGCAGUAAUCAGUGUGAGCAGAAGCUGAAAGCAUCCAAUGGGGACACUCCGACACAUGAAGACUUGACCAAGAACAAGGAACGGACGUCAGAAAGCAGAGGCCUGUCACGACUGCUCUCCUCAUUCCUCAAAAGGCCCAAGUCCCAGGUUUCUGAAGAAGAAGGCAGAGAAGCAGAGUCAGAUAAAGAAAAAGGUGAAGGAGGUCAAAAGGAGAUAGAGUUUGGAACGAGCCUUGAUGAAGACAUCAUUUUAAAGGCUCCUAUUGCAGCUCCUGAACCUGAACUCAAAACAGACCCAUCUUUGGAUCUUCAUUCAUUAAGCAGCAUAGAAACACAGCCAGCUCAGGAAGAACACAGAGAGGAUCCAGAGUCUGAAAGGAAGGAAGGGGAAGGGAUUGAAGAGUGCUCCAGGGCACGAGUGAAGGAGGACCCAGAGUCAAAAGCAGAGAGAGAGCCAGAGGCUUCACAGAGGCCCAUCAGGAGACACAGAGACAUGCACUGCAAGGUUUCCCUGUUGGACGACACAAUCUAUGAGUGUGUGGUGGAGAAACAUGCUAAGGGACAGGAUUUGCUUAAGCGAGUUUGUGAGCACCUCAAUCUGUUGGAAGAGGACUACUUUGGUUUAGCUAUUUGGGAUAGUGCAACCUCUAAGACAUGGCUGGAUUCUGCCAAAGAAAUAAAAAAACAGGUUCGAGGUGUUCCUUGGAAUUUUACAUUUAAUGUGAAGUUUUAUCCACCUGACCCAGCACAGUUGACUGAAGACAUAACAAGAUACUAUUUAUGUCUUCAGCUCCGGCAGGACAUCGUUGCUGGACGGCUACCCUGUUCCUUUGCAACCUUAGCCCUACUCGGCUCUUACACCAUCCAGUCUGAACUGGGAGACUAUGACCCAGAACUGCAUGGUGUGGAUUAUGUCAGUGAUUUUAAACUGGCUCCAAAUCAGACCAAGGAACUUGAAGAUAAGGUCAUGGAAUUGCAUAAAUCAUACAGGUCCAUGACUCCAGCUCAGGCUGACUUGGAAUUUCUUGAGAAUGCCAAAAAGUUGUCCAUGUAUGGAGUUGAUCUUCACAAAGCAAAGGACUUGGAGGGAGUGGAUAUUAUCCUAGGAGUCUGCUCUAGUGGCCUUUUGGUUUACAAAGAUAAGUUGAGAAUUAACCGUUUUCCUUGGCCCAAAGUGCUAAAAAUUUCUUACAAACGUAGCAGCUUCUUCAUCAAGAUCCGACCUGGAGAGCAAGAGCAAUAUGAAAGUACCAUUGGCUUCAAGCUUCCCAGUUACCGAGCAGCUAAGAAACUAUGGAAAGUCUGUGUGGAGCAUCACACGUUUUUCAGACUGACUUCUACAGAUACCAUUCCCAAAAGUAAAUUUCUUGCCCUGGGAUCUAAGUUUCGAUACAGUGGCCGGACUCAAGCGCAGACCAGGCAAGCCAGUGCUCUGAUUGACAGGCCUGCUCCGCACUUUGAGCGGACAGCAAGCAAACGAGCAUCCCGGAGCCUUGACGGAGCAGCAGCUGCUGAGUCCACAGACCGGAGUCCUCGGCCCACCUCUGCACCAGCCAUUGCUCAGAGUCAGGUCACAGAAGGGCCCGGGGCCCCUGUCAAAAAGACACAGAAGGAGGCUGCGAAGGCUGAAGUGAGAGGGGAGGAGGAGCCAGCUGAGCCAGCGGAGCCGGAGCCCACAGAGGCCUGGAAGGUGGAAAAAACCCACAUGGAGGUCACAGUACCGACCUCAAACGGUGACCAAACACAGAAGCCUGCAGAAAAAACUGAAGAUCUGAUAAGAAUGAGGAAGAAAAAGAGAGAGAGACUAGAUGGUGAAAACAUUUAUAUCAGACAUAGCAAUUUAAUGUUGGAGGAUUUAGACAAGAGUCAAGAAGAAAUCAAAAAGCAUCAUGCCAGCAUCAGUGAACUAAAAAAGAACUUUAUGGAAUCGGUACCCGAGCCACGGCCUAGCGAGUGGGACAAGCGCUUAUCCACACACUCGCCCUUCCGAACUCUUAACAUCAACGGGCAAGUCCCUACUGGAGAUGGAGUGAAGAAAACUUCCACCCUCCCCUCGGAAAGAAAGGUUGGUGGGCCAGAGACACAGGAACGUGCUCUGUUAGUACAGGGUGAAGAGAAAACUAAAAGGCCAGAGAGACCCACUGAGAGAACCUUGCCCCAGCAAGAAAAUGAAGAGAUUCCUCCCAAGGUUUCUAUUCCAAUCCCCGAGGAACACAAGGCUCUCAAAAAGUGCCACCUCUACUCUAGUACUUUCCCGUCUCCUCGUAUUCCUUUCAUGAUGUCUUUUCUCCUGGUCCUUGCACUGGCGGUUUGGUGGUUGAUCUUUCUAUGAUUGGAAAGCAGGGUACUCAUCUGACACAUCAAGACUAAAACCAUUGAACUCGUAUCUAUGGCGUCAAAUGUGUAAUAAUCUACAUCAUGCCUCUGGUCUUGAUAGUUCACUGUUAUAGGGACCUUUUGUGGUGGUGUUUCCUGUCAAUAAUCAAAUGUGGAUCUUUGGAGAGUAUACAUUGUGAGGAAAAAGGAGUAGCAAUGGAUCGUCCAAGCCAGCACUCCUGCCCUAAAGUCAACACAUUUAGGCAAAUCAGAUUGAGGUGCGUGGCAGGUAGUCCUCACCCAAAAGCUCCCCUGCAUGCUCUUACUGUUGACUGUUGCUGUGUCCUCUUUUCCAGUGUCUCACAGAGGCUGGAACACGCUGAAAACAUUUGAUGGACUAUUUCCCCAGUCUUCUAUAGCCAUUUAUGUGGCAUGGGCUCCAUAGUUUAAGAAGAAAUUCAACUUCCCAACCUUUCAAAAGCCUUAAAAUGAUCAUUUUAAUCCAAAAAUCCAUAACCACUCCUUUUCUUAGAGUAUCAAAUCAGUACAUACAAAGGCCUUUCUGGAGGGGCUGUGACACCUGUGGCCUUUUUCUCAGUGUUUAUGAGCUGCACAGGAUAGACCACUGUAUCUAAAAGAAUCACUUAGCGGUUAAAAUACUGUCUUUUCAUACAUAGAGUUGAUUUAGUUUAGGGAAAUGGUGCUGGUGUCCCUUGGCCUCCAACCAGGGCUGAAAAUUUCAGACUACCUACCUUUAAAAGUCCUGGAAUACAGAUUAACUCAAGAUCUGUAUAUAAACACACUUUUCUCUAAAUUAAAAUACUAUUAUUUCCUUAUAGCUUAAGUAGUUAAUGCUGGAAGCUAUUAUAAUAAUAAGCUUAAAAGAUACUUUGUUUCCUUGUACUUUAGACUUGUUCUCACACUUGUGUUGAAAUCAAUUGUUUCUAAUCAAUAGCCUUGUGAUCUAAGCUUCUAUUGUGACACGUGUCUGGUUUGCAUGUGGAUAAUGAGGCUUCCCUGAAGUAACGGUGAACACAACCUCCUCAGAGAACCACUUGAAUGCCUACACGGUGGUUUUUCACCUUACUAUUAACUUGCAUGGUGUCGCUUGCUUUCUAUGGCAUUUGGACACAACAAUCUGGACAAAUUGUUAACUUCUCAAACUCUGUUUCAGACUCUGAGUCACUAGGGUCGUCGCAUUGAGACUAUAUUUUGUAUUACUUCUUAGUGAUUUUUGGUCGAUGAAAUUUCUAAAGAUGGCUUUUGCCUUUGAAAUGACGGAGGGGGAGGGAGAACGAGAAAGACCAAGAUUCUUGUUGUACUUCAGUGUUCACUAGUAUUGAGCUGUUGUCUUGACAGACAUGAUUAUCUGAUAUUUACUGAAAACUGCUUUGAUACUCUGUCAUUAUUGGAGUUUUAAAAAACUAGAAAAAGAACCAAGGACCAGGCUAUAUUUAAAAAAAAAAAAGCAAACAAACUGGAUGUAUAUGGUUUGUGUCACAAAUUAUGUCUGUUCAUAGCAAAUAUUUUGUAAAUAAGUAUAUUUAUUGAUUCACUCAUAAGAAAAGAGGAAUUGCCAAGCCACCUGAAGUACUGCAAAGCUGCUUUUCAAGGCAGAAUGUGAUCAUCAUAAGUAUAACCCUUUAUCUGUGAAACAGAUGUAAUUUCCUUAAUGAACUAGCAAAUGAAACUAGUGUUGGUUAUGUUACUGUAAGCCUUUUUUUAGGAAUUAAAAGGAAGAUAAUCUUAAAAUUUUAUCAGUACUUUUGUAACUUUCAAAUUAUAUUUCCUAAAGUUCCAGUUUUCAUCAUUGUACACAACUUUUUAUUAAUUAUUGUAAGCAUCACCCUGAAUUUUGUUUCCUUUUAUAUUGGAAUUAUUUCAAAUCCAUUAAAAGUUUAGUGUGAGCCAAUGGUGCUGUUUUGUGUUCUCAAGUGUAGCAAGGACCCUCAGAGAUCUUUGCUGACAAAUAAGCCAUUUCUUAUUCGUAAAGCUGCUAAGAGGAGGAUGCCAAGCCCUUAUAGUGAACAAAGCUGACCAACACAGUUAUCAGAGGACAAGCAUUGGCUGUUCCAGCCCUGUAUGAUCUCAGGCUGUCAAUAUUUGUAACAUGAAGCUGCAAAUAGCAUUGCUGUCUUUCCCCCACUCCACUCUGUUCUCAGUACCAUGGGCGUUCUAGUUUCUGGGUAUCGCUUCACCCUGGGUCAGCUUUUUAAUGGCAGAUCCAUAAGUAAUUUGGACUAAGGGUGUCUAUACUGACCUGUGUAAAGUCUUGGGUUUGUGCCUUGUUUUCCCAUGGGUCAUUUCCAGAAAGUCACUUAACUAUUUGGUGUUCAUGUUUCUGGCUAGUACCUUACGGACAGAUCUACCUCCUGAGGAUGAACCUGUGGCAUGGUUCUGUCCCUGGUCUUUGAGGGGCUAGGAAGAUAGAAUGCAAGGAAAAGGCAGACACAUGUGAACCUCUUGAGAUUCUUAUUUCUGGAAGUAAGCAAACCACCAUGUUUAUUUCUGGCUGCUUCUGGUUGAUAUUUGACUAGGCACUUAAAACUAGUGAAGUUAAAAAUGCCUUUCCAAAUUUAUCCAUCUCUUAAUAAAUUCAGAUGGUAUUCUUCAAGUAGAGUGUACUUGGGAGCUUCUAUAUUUUACCUGUUUUUUUUUUAAGAUGUUUACUUAUAGCUAGCAUUUGUAGUAUGAAGUAGAUUCCAUUUGCAAGUUUGCAACUCUGUUUACAUUGUUAGCAGAAACUUUAAGGGGACUGACUGUUGAUCAAGAGCUGACUGGAGUCAGCCGGGCGGUGGUGGUGCACGCCUUUAAUCCCAGCACUCGGGAGGCAGAGGCAGGCGGAUCUCUGUGAGUUCGAGGCCUGGCUGGACCGACAGCCUCUAAAACAAUACAGAGAAACCCUGCCUCGUAAAAACCAAAAAAACAAACAAACAAACAAACAAAAAAACAAAACAAAAAAAAGACUAGACUGGAGUCAUCUCUGGAGCUAUCCUGUUGUCACCAAAGGUCUUAGGGGCUUCAAAGUCACUUCUAUGAAUAAACCCAUGGGACACUCUAUACCUUGCAGAUUCAGUUGUUUUUAGAGGUUAUUACCAAUAAGAAUGCAUGCUUACACUUCACCUCGAGUCAUCUAUUUAGAAAAGACAAAGCCACAGUAAACUGCUGUCUCACUGUUGCUCCACAGACCUCUACACAGCUGCCCUCCUUCCCUUUUACACUUUAUUCAGAUGAUAAAUCUUGAGCUUUACAGUAUUCUCCACAUAGAAACUUGACUUUUUUAUUGCACCCUAACUACCCACUCCCCUUUUAUUCUCUGUUUUGUACACUUUGUGGGACUCUUUCAGCUGCCUCCUCUACACCUCUCUGUAGUGUUAGUGACAGCCUGCUGCUGUCACCUUCCAUGCCCUAGAAUCCCCUUGUCCUACAGCAGAUAGAGAAAUCCAUGGUGCUGGAAUAGGAAAAGGCAGCUGUGUGGUUAUAAAGAUCUGCACUUGGGCUUAGGCUAGGAGAGGACAAUGGUGCCUGUCAUCCCCAGGGGGAUUUUAUUUGGUAAAUCAAAUUCCUGUCACAACAGCUCCUUAUUUCCACAGGUCAGAAAUCCAGGCUAAAAAUGAAAUAACUUUAAUAAUAGUUUUAGUGUGUGCAUACAUGGCAGUUUAUUGAAAAGUUUUUCCUCAUCUUUUGUGACUAAUAUCCUAGGUGAUUACAGUGUCCUUUCAUUUACUAUACUUAAAUCCUCUUUGGGGUAAAUAAUAGAUAAGUCUGAGAUUAAAAAGAGGGAAGAGUAUAGAAUACCAGCUAUCUUUCCUGGUCCCUAGAUCAGUAAAAGCAGUUAGCCUCUCCUUUCCUUCUCUGCUGUCUCUUUAAAGAAAAGAGUAUAUCUCUCAGUCGCAGAGUGUGUGCUUGGCAUUCAUGAGACCCUGAUUUGAUCCCCAGGACAAUGAAAAACAGAGAAAGGGAACUGGGGAGGAGAAGGGGAAAGGAAAGAGAAAUGAGGCGAAAACAUGAUACUUCCUGUACUCUCUGUGCAUUGCAAGGAUACAGAAAGACAGUAAUCCAAGCUUUAGGGUCUGACAAGAUCUUAAUUUAACCCCUCUCCCCUCCAGCAUUUGACUCUUCCAUAGAGUCAUUUAGAGAACUGGAAACUAGGAUUUCAGCUUGUGCUUCAAUAUCUCCCAAGAUAGAUGAUCAUGUUUUUUUUGGACAGCAGAAGGAUUGUUUAAGUAAGUCACUCUUACAUUAAGUUGGACUGUAAAUCUUAAAUCCCGGGAUUGUAAAGAGUUUCUUUGAGUUGGAUGUGGUUGUGCAGAGACCUUUAGGAGGCUGAGGCAGGGGAGCUAGUUGAGGCCAGACAAGAUUACACAGUAAGACCUUGUUUCAAAAAAGAAAGAGAAAGACUUUUCUGGCCUCUACAUCAAAGUUCUUGUUAAAGUUAAAGGCAGCUCUCUUGUGGAGUUAAUCUUAGUCCUCGCCCCCUAGGGUUGCUGUCUGGGUUGAAGGUGAACUCUUGGUUUGUUCUUCUUUGUUUGCCAUCUGUCAACUCUGUACCCCAGGUACCACCUUGCCUUGUAAAUAACAAAUAAUCAGUUUGUUAACUAAAUUACUAAUAACAGAUGGCAAUGAAUAAACACUAACUUUUAUAUCGA
Molecule: messenger RNA, 7106 nt
Organism: Mesocricetus auratus (golden hamster)
Lineage: Eukaryota; Metazoa; Chordata; Mammalia; Rodentia; Cricetidae
Gene: Epb41
Product: erythrocyte membrane protein band 4.1
Exons: 17
Coding region: 8-2473 (821 amino acids)
Biological process (GO): cortical actin cytoskeleton organization
Cellular component (GO): cytoskeleton; plasma membrane
Molecular function (GO): actin binding; structural molecule activity
Source: RefSeq, a predicted model, not a curated record